Molecule: messenger RNA, 2659 nt
Organism: Dreissena polymorpha
Lineage: Eukaryota; Metazoa; Mollusca; Bivalvia; Myida; Dreissenidae
Product: protein canopy homolog 2-like
Exons: 7
Coding region: 182-916 (244 amino acids)
Cellular component (GO): endoplasmic reticulum
Source: RefSeq, a predicted model, not a curated record
AUUCAUUCAAAACAGGACCACACAGUAUCAAUUUAGAGCGUAACACGUUAAUCUCGUUUCAGCCAAUCGUACUAACACACGAUUUGUUUAUGCAAUUGUGUCGUUUUCGGACAUCACUUCCUUUCCGGAUCUACUUUAAGACUGUUUGGUUACUUGUUUAUGCUUAAAGAAGAGCUACAACAUGAAAAUCCUACACUGGUUUACAGCAGCAAACUUUAUUCAGUUCCUGUCAAUGGUUUUCACUCUGGAUCAUGACCUAAACUGUGCAGUAUGCAGGGCCAUAGUGGAUGAGGUCAACUACAGUAUAAGCAAGGUGGAUCCAAAACAAACAAUCCAAGUUGGCAGCUUCAGAGUGGAUUCUAAAGGCAAUCAAGACACCUACAAGAAACCGUAUGCAAGAUCUGAGGUACAUUUGAUGGAGCUGUUUGAAGGAGUUUGUGAGAAUUUCCGAGAUUAUGCAGAGACCACAAACGAUGCGGGUAAAAGAAGCGUUUGCAGAACUAAAGCAAGGGAUGGAAAGGCAUUGGCACUGAAAGAUAUCAAAAUCAAUGCUGAUAUACAAAAAGCUUUGAAACACAAGUGUGAGACAUUGAUAGAGGAACAUGAAGAUGAUAUGAUUGCCCUGUUCCGAAAAGAUGCUCUCAGCAUAGAGGCUGCAGUGUGUGAAGAAUUAACAGGUCAGUGCACAGGGGAGCAACUGAAGAUUCCUAUGCCUGUGUCUGAGUUUGAUGGAAUGGAUGCCAUUGUUGAUGAUGUGGAGAAGGACAGGGCAGCAGUGAAGGAAGACACUGCUGAUGAGGACCAAGAGCUCAUGGACCAGUAUCUCAGAGAUAACCCUAACACUGAUUUCAGUGUGCCGGCUGAUAAAGUCACAGAGUUAAAUGCUGACAAAAACAACGAGAAGACGGAAUUGUGAUGAAAAAUAUGUUAGAUGCUAACUAAUUAUGUUCACAGAUAUAAGAAUGCCCUCACAGUUUAUUAUGAGAAAAAUGAAUUGGUCAUCAAUUUAAUUUUGCUCUUUGAUGCAUCACCUUAUUGAAUUAUGUUACAUAAGCAUUAUGCAUAUUGUUGAUUCACAUUAUGAACAUGUAAUUAUGUAGUGUUUCAUGUUUGUAAAACAAAAUGUUGGACUUCGCAUCCUUGACUUACUGGUGAAUUUAUAAUAUUAUGCCAUUAAUGUCAUUAAAGAUUGAAAGUUUGUAAAAGAUCUUUUAUUGUUUCGUAAUUAUAGUUCUGAAGUUUAAGUCAUUGCAAAUUACCAUGUGCAUUUAAUGAAAGUUGUGUAAGAUUCUGAACUUUAUUUUAAAUGGUUUGUUGAUUAAGGUUCACUUCACAUAUUAGAAAAAUGGUCAUUGGGAAAUUAAGUUACAUUUAUUAAAUUGCUUUGAAAUACGUUCAUAAAAGCCAUGUUUAUCCAUUUCUUACAGAUUCAUGAAAAAACAAAUAUGUUUUCAGGUGUUGAUUACAGUAGGCCUCAAAUCACGCGAUUUUCUCCAAACAAGUUAAAUUAAGUAAAAAUUGUUAAAGAAAUUUGAAAGUUUUUACUUUUAAUAAAAUUUGGCUUUGAUUAUUUUAGUUUUAAGAGCAAGCUUGUUUCUAUGCUGUAAUGGAAUGUAGGCCUAAGUUUAUACAUGUAAUAUUAUAUCUUUAUUUAUUUGAUCUGCGCUCUGGUAAAAGCGGAUUUGAUGCAUGCGCUUAAAUUGUUAGCUCAGAUCCCUGAUCAGGGGUAACACUUUAAACUUUUAUUGAAUUAAAUGCGUACGGUAAUGGCAUUCACUGCUAAACAAUAAUCCAGUAUAGUUGUAAAGUAUGUUCCCUGAUGACAUGGUUCAAACUGCACAGACAUAUCAGGGACACCUUUUUAUGCACCUUCAUGAACCCAGUGGGUGAUCCCAUAGAGCAGUUUUAUUUGUUUGAACAGUUAUGCAUACAUGUCUUAGUUUUGGAUAGAGGGUUAUUGUGCUUUUAAUUAAUGGUAACAAAGUGCUAGCAAUCUUAAAUGUAACAAUCUCGCUACUAUAUAUAUAUGCAGCAAUUGUCCAGAAAAAAUGCUCUCAUAUGUUAUGUUUAUAUUGCUGAUUUCAUUUAAGAAAUGUGAACUAUACUCAUCAUCAACCAGGAUGAUUGCCUCAUGAUCAUGUUUGUGAUGAAAACUGAUAGGUUACAUUGAGCAUAUAUUGUGUAAAAUGUGACAACAGUUGCAAAUUAUUAUAAAGUGUUUGUGAUGUUCAUGCACUAAUUAAUCCUAAUAUUCGUUUACAUAAUUGCAUAUUUAAUCAUAUUCUUGUUACAGAAUUUUGAAUCAGUAAAUUGAGCUUUCAUAAUUUGGAAUAAUGCUAAAAGUGCAAAGAAAAGAUAUAGUAUUGCAUCAAAUUACAACUAUGCAUGUCAAUAGAAUUGAUAAAUUCACUCUCAUUAUUAGCAUUUUAGUAUUUCAUUUUUUAUGACUUAAACAAUUUACAGAAAGCGGCUUUUUUACACAAUAAUUAUUGUUGAAAUACGGGUGUCAUGUUUAAAUAGAUCGUUAAAAUACAAUAAAUACUCGUUAAAAGAAUUUUGUUCAUGACAUUUCAUUUGUUUAGCUGGGAAAUAACAUUCAGUUUCAUAUUGAAUUAGUUGCUACAAAACAGUGGUGAAAGAAAUAAAGUUCUACAAAUCA